AUGGCAGCAUCAUGUUCAGGCCAGUAUCCGCGUUCGGGCUACCACAUCACGAGGAUUGGGUCUCCUGUACAGUUCGAUAAAUAUCGCGUUGCGUUGCGCAAUCUUCUACAGCUCUGUGUCAACCCUGAUCCAGUAAAUUCCUCGAUAGGGUUUCACGCCCCCCUUGCAGACGUCGAAGCUGAGAGCUAUUGGAAGUCACUAUCGGCGAAACUUCAUGCGACACCGAUCACAGUUCAUUUGUUCGUUUUGUCGGCUACUCAAAGCUCUGCCGAUGUACUUGCGACAGUCCAAAUCUUUACUAUUCCCAAGAUCACACACCGACACCGAGCAGAAAUUGCGAGGCUGCUGGUCCACCCGUCCGCUAGGCGCAAAGGCAUUGCUACGAUUCUGAUGGAUUUCGUAGAGGAAUUUGCAAGAGACGAGUUGGGUACGGAGAUGCUGACACUUGAUACCGCAAGUGAGACGCCUGCUAUGGCCUUUUACCAACGAAGUGGUUGGAAACAAUGGGGGACAUGUCCGGAAUAUGCUGAAUACGCCGAUGGGCGAAGAUGUGAUGCAACUUUCUUCCACAAGUUCAUCAGACGUCCCAGCGCUCCUGUCUAG
This is a messenger RNA of Neoarthrinium moseri, 603 nucleotides long. RefSeq lists its product as uncharacterized. The transcript has a single exon. Gene Ontology annotation, molecular function: acyltransferase activity, transferring groups other than amino-acyl groups. The coding region runs from base 1 to 603 and encodes 200 amino acids. The record is from RefSeq and is a predicted model, not a curated record. Lineage: Eukaryota; Fungi; Ascomycota; Sordariomycetes; Amphisphaeriales; Apiosporaceae.